Molecule: messenger RNA, 1544 nt
Organism: Acomys russatus (golden spiny mouse)
Lineage: Eukaryota; Metazoa; Chordata; Mammalia; Rodentia; Muridae
Gene: Idh1
Product: isocitrate dehydrogenase (NADP(+)) 1
Exons: 10
Coding region: 226-1470 (414 amino acids)
Biological process (GO): isocitrate metabolic process
Cellular component (GO): peroxisome; mitochondrion; cytosol
Molecular function (GO): isocitrate dehydrogenase (NADP+) activity; NAD binding; magnesium ion binding
Source: RefSeq, a predicted model, not a curated record
GGAGGAGACAAAGCCGGGAAGUUAAAAAGCCUUGACCCUCCCUCUGUGCGUCUGUGCAAAGGUUGUGGUGGAUGCUGAACCAGCUGGGGCCGGGUUGGGACAGCUUGUGUGCUCAAGGGUGUGAACCGGAGUAAAUUGAAACUACAGUUGUUUGAGUCAGCAAAAUUGAGAGGCUUUGUUGUAACUGGAAGUCCAUUCACCGUCAAGGGUUUUUGAAGUAAAAAAAUGUCCAGAAAAAUCCAUGGCGGUUCUGUGGUGGAGAUGCAAGGCGAUGAAAUGACACGAAUCAUUUGGGAAUUGAUUAAAGAAAAACUCAUUCUUCCCUAUGUGGAACUGGAUCUGCAUAGCUAUGACUUAGGCAUUGAGAACCGUGAUGCCACCAACGACCAGGUCACCAAGGAUGCUGCAGAGGCUAUAAAGAAAUACAACGUUGGCGUCAAGUGUGCCACCAUCACCCCCGAUGAGAAGAGGGUUGAGGAGUUCAAGUUGAAACAAAUGUGGAAAUCUCCAAACGGCACCAUCCGAAACAUUCUGGGUGGCACUGUCUUCAGAGAAGCUAUUAUCUGCAAAAAUAUCCCCAGGCUGGUGACAGGCUGGGUAAAACCCAUUAUCAUUGGCCGUCAUGCUUAUGGGGACCAAUACAGAGCAACUGAUUUUGUUGUUCCUGGGCCUGGAAAAGUAGAGAUAACCUACACACCAAAAGAUGGAAGUCAAAAGGUGACAUACAUGGUGCAUAACUUUGAAGAAGGCGGUGGUGUCGCCAUGGGCAUGUACAACCAGGACAAGUCAAUUGAAGAUUUUGCGCACAGUUCCUUCCAAAUGGCUCUGUCCAAGGGCUGGCCUUUGUACCUAAGCACGAAGAACACUAUCCUGAAGAAGUAUGAUGGACGCUUCAAAGACAUCUUUCAGGAGAUCUAUGACAAGCAAUACAAACCCCAGUUUGAAGCGCAGAAGAUCUGGUACGAGCACAGGCUCAUUGAUGACAUGGUGGCCCAGGCCAUGAAGUCAGAAGGAGGCUUCAUCUGGGCCUGUAAAAACUAUGAUGGCGAUGUGCAGUCAGACUCCGUUGCCCAAGGUUAUGGCUCCCUUGGCAUGAUGACCAGUGUGCUCAUUUGUCCAGAUGGAAAGACGGUAGAAGCAGAGGCUGCCCAUGGCACCGUCACACGCCACUACCGCAUGUACCAGAAAGGACAGGAGACGUCCACCAACCCCAUUGCUUCCAUUUUUGCCUGGUCCCGAGGCUUGGCCCACAGGGCAAAGCUUGAUAACAACACUGAGCUCAGCUUCUUUGCAAAGGCUUUGGAAGACGUCUGCGUUGAGACCAUUGAGGCUGGCUUUAUGACUAAAGACUUAGCUGCCUGCAUUAAAGGCUUACCCAAUGUACAACGUUCUGACUACUUGAAUACAUUCGAGUUCAUGGACAAACUUGGAGAAAACUUGAAGACCAAACUGGCUCAGGCCAAACUUUAAGGUCAAACCUGGGCUUAGGACAAGUCUUUGUGGUAACUAGGUCCAUAGGUUUACAUUUUUUUUUUUCAAAAUAA